AUGAUGACGUCAUCAGCUUGCGACAAGAGGAGUGCGUUAGCACUAGCAUCUCCGGUGUUGUUGUGAUCCUUGUGUUCGAUCCCCGCGCAGCAUGGCCCCCCACACCACCGUGCCAUGGUCCGUCAGCGAGGUGACCCAGUUCUUGGUUCUGGUGGCGGACGAGAAGAUCCAGGCGGAGUUGGACGGCAGCAGGAACCAGAAGGUGUACAAAGAACUGUCCCAGCUAAUGGCGGCUUAUGGCUACGAGAGAACUUUCCGUCAAUGCAGAGAGAAACUGAAGAAGAUGAAGAGCGACUACAGAUCCAUUAAAGACAACUUGUCCACCAGGAAGACAUGGAGGUGGUUCCCGCACAUGGACGCCAUCUACGGACACCCUGCUACACCUGCUGGGCCGCAGACACAUGACUUCAUGGAGGUCAUCAUUGAUGAUGACUUAAGUCCGUCUUUGGUGGAGCCCUCCACCCCCCAAAGCGUCUCGGCCCCGAAGGCAGAAGCCACGCCCACGCCGUCCCAGCCGUCGGAGGCGGAGUCUGAGGAGGAGGACGAGGUGGCGCCGGCCAAGCCCAAACGCAGACCGAGAGGCACACGCGAGUCGGAGCUGGUGGCCGUCCUGCAGAGGAUCCACUCGGCGGACCUGAGGCACCACCGGGUGGACGAGGCGCAGCAGGAGCGCAUCCUGCGCCUGCAGGAGAUGCAGCUCCAGCAGCGCUCGGAACACUUCCAGCUGGCCCUGGAGGAGAUGCGUCUGGCCAGAGAGAUGGAGGUCUCCCUGCGGAGGGAGCAGCUGGACUCCACCAACACCUUCAACCAGGCCUUCCUGGGCAUGGUGGGCCAGCUGCUGCAACGCCCGGGCCAGCAGUGAACCUGCAGGAACCAGCAGGGGGCAGCACUGCACUGCAGGAACCAGCAGGGGGCAGCACUGCACUGCAGGAACCAGCAGGGGGCAGCACUACACUGCAGUGUCAGAGGAAGAUGCUGAUGGUCCUAAGAUGUCUUCUUGUAUAUAUUUGUACAGAACUUUUCUACACUUUGGAAUUAAACAUGUGACUCUCAGUGGAAAAAUACUUUUUUAAAGUCAAAGAGGAUUUUUUUGAAAAUGUCAACCUUUAUUGAUCUUUUGCUGGCCUUUUUGUGUGUUUUCACUUGAUACACAAUCCAUGAAGUCCAUGACACAAUGUCAACAAAGUCCUGUUAGUCACGGAUGUUGUUUUCAUAUUAAACUAAUGCUCAAGUCAA
Nerophis lumbriciformis (worm pipefish) is the source of this 1236-nucleotide messenger RNA. RefSeq lists its product as uncharacterized. Lineage: Eukaryota; Metazoa; Chordata; Actinopteri; Syngnathiformes; Syngnathidae. The record is from RefSeq and is a predicted model, not a curated record.